AUGGUGACCAUCAACACUCCCCGUGAUCCGAACACACUAUCCAACUACAACAAUUGGCGGACGGUGCACACCUCCACCGACUUCGACAUUUUGUUCGACGAACAGAAACUGAAAGGCAGUGUGACGCACAGCUUCGAAUCCAUCACUGACGGAGAGAGCGAUGCAAUCCUCCUGGACUCGAACCACGUCCAAAUUCACAGUAUCAAGGCCGACGGCAAGACAGCAGAAUGGGAGCUGCUCAGCCGGCUGGAACCGUACGGCAAUCCCUUGAAGAUCAAAUUGGACCGAAAGCUCAAGCUGAAAGAGAAAAUCGACAUACGAAUCGACGUCGAAACAACAGCUGCCUGCACGGCUCUGCAAUGGUUGACUCCCGCUCAGACUUCUAACAAGAAGCACCCAUAUAUGUUCUCACAAUGCCAGGCGAUCCACGCGCGAUCGAUCUUCCCCUGUCAGGACACGCCAGACGUCAAAGCCCCCUUUGACUUCACCAUCAAGUCACCCUUGCCAGCCAUUGCGUCCGGCAUCGGGGCCAAAGACAACGGUUCGUCGCAAGUGUACAAAUUCCACCAGAAGGUCCCCAUCCCAGCCUACCUCUUUGCCAUAGCAAGCGGCGAUAUCGCGACGGCACAAGUAGGCCCUCGAAGCAUUGUCGCAACAGGCCCGGAUGAGCUCAAGGAAUGCAAAUGGGAACUCGAGGAAGACACCGAGAAAUUCCUCAAGGCGGGCGAGUCGCUCGUCUAUCCCUACGCAUGGGGCGAAUACAACGUCCUCGUCCUCCCCCCCUCAUUUCCCUACGGCGGCAUGGAGAACCCGAUCUACACAUUCGCCACACCGACGAUCAUCUCCGGCGACAGACAGAACGUCGAUGUGAUUGCUCACGAGCUGUCGCACUCGUGGUCCGGAAACCUCGUCUCCAACGCCUCAUGGGAACAUUUCUGGCUGAACGAAGGUUGGACCACGUACCUCGAGCGAAGAAUCCAGGCCAUCGUCCACGGAGGCGACCAAUGGCGCGACUUUAGCGCAAUAGUGGGUUGGAGAGCUCUGGCCGACAGCAUCGAGCAGUUCGGCGAGGAACACGAGUUCACGAAACUGGUCAUCGACCUAAAGGGCGAAGAUCCCGACGACGCCUUCUCCAGCAUCCCCUACGAAAAGGGCUUCAACUUUCUGUAUUACAUCGAGAAGCUGAUCUCCAAGGACGAAUUCGACAAGUUCAUCCCGCAUUACUUUGAGACCUGGCGGGGCAAAUCCCUUGACAGCUACGACUUCAAAGCCACGCUCCUCGAUUUUUUUAGCCACAACGAUACUGUCUCCGAGAAACUCGCCAGCAUCGAUUGGGACACGUGGUUUUACGCGCCGGGCUUCCCGCCCAAACCAGACUUCGACACCAGUCUGGUCGACCAGUGCUACGCCCUGGCCGCCCAGUGGGAGAAAUUCACGCACAACCAAAACCCGGACUUUGGACCCAGCAAAUUUGAUAUCGAUGGCUGGUCGGCCAAUCAGAUCGUCGUGUUCCUCGAGAAGUUGCUCUCGUUUGCCGAGAAGCUGCCGCAGCCGCACGUCAAUUACAUGGGCUUCAUCUACAGUCUCAAGGAGACGCGCAACGUGGAGAUCUCGGCCCGAUACUACCAGAUCGCCAUGAAGGCGAACGACUGGACGAUCAAGGACUUUGUGGUCAAAUUGCUGGGCGAGGUCGGGCGGAUGAAGUUCGUGCGCCCGCUCUACCGCGGCCUCAUGAAGAUGGAUUACCAGCUCGCCGUGGAGACGUUUGAGAAGAACAAGGACUUUUACCAUCCCAUUUGUCGCGGCUUGGUGGCAAAGGAUCUGUUCGGGACCAAAUAG
Cladophialophora yegresii CBS 114405 is the source of this 1839-nucleotide messenger RNA. Its product is annotated as leukotriene A-4 hydrolase. Lineage: Eukaryota; Fungi; Ascomycota; Eurotiomycetes; Chaetothyriales; Herpotrichiellaceae. The transcript has a single exon. Gene Ontology annotation, cellular component: cytosol. The coding region runs from base 1 to 1839 and encodes 612 amino acids. Gene Ontology annotation, biological process: proteolysis. Gene Ontology annotation, molecular function: zinc ion binding; aminopeptidase activity; epoxide hydrolase activity. The record is from RefSeq and is a predicted model, not a curated record.